UAGAGGUCCAUUUUUAGCUUAUGACAUCACAACACUACACAAACAUAACAUAGAAAACAAAGUACAACUUCCCCUGUUUUUUCCUCUGUUUUAUUUUUAACAUAAUGGCUCAAAAGCUUAGAAUGUCACACCAAAAAAUUUCCAUUGCUCUAGUGAGUUUAGUUGUUUUAUGUAUUAACAUGAAUAUGCAAGAUGCUAUGGCUGAUUAUGGUGGUUGGGAGAGUGCUCAUGCUACUUUCUAUGGUGGGGGUGAUGCUUCUGGCACAAUGGGAGGAGCAUGUGGAUAUGGAAAUUUGUAUAGCCAAGGAUAUGGAACAAACACAGCAGCACUAAGCACUGCUUUGUUCAACAAUGGCUUAAGCUGUGGUUCUUGUUAUGAAAUGAGAUGCAAUGAUGAUCCAAGAUGGUGCAAACCUGGCUCAAUUAUUGUUACUGCUACAAAUUUUUGUCCACCAAAUCCAUCUUUGGCUAACAACAAUGGUGGUUGGUGUAACCCUCCUUUGCAACAUUUUGAUAUGGCUGAACCUGCCUACCUUCAAAUUGCUGAAUAUAGAGCUGGAAUUGUGCCUGUGGCCUUUAGAAGGGUACCAUGUGUCAAAAAGGGAGGAAUAAGGUUCACAAUCAAUGGCCACUCUUACUUCAACCUAGUUUUGGUCACCAAUGUGGGUGGUGCUGGGGAUGUUCAUUCAGUUUCCAUCAAAGGAUCAAGAACUGGGUGGCAACCCAUGUCAAGAAAUUGGGGACAAAAUUGGCAAAGUAACUCUUAUCUUAAUGGACAAACUCUCUCAUUUCAAGUUACAACAAGUGAUGGUAGAACUAUGACAAGUUUUAAUGUGGCACCAGGCAAUUGGCAAUUUGGUCAAACUUUUCAAGGAGCUCAAUUUUAGACUUUAUAAUAUGAAAAAGUUUGUUUAUGUAGUAAGUUCAUUAUUCAUCCAUUGCAGACCCAAAAAAAAAAAAGUAUCAUUAUAGGUAUGAUUCUUGAAAAAAAUUUGCAAUGUGAUUUUGAAAGGCCAGUGUUUUAUUUUAUUGGUCUGCAAAGUAGCUGUGGUGAUUAGGUAGCACCCGCUGGUCACUUCUUUAUAUAUAUAAUAUAUACAUGAAGAGUUUUAUGUCA
Messenger RNA from Trifolium pratense (red clover), 1117 nucleotides. Its product is annotated as expansin-A10-like. NCBI's taxonomy places the organism in Eukaryota, Viridiplantae, Streptophyta, Magnoliopsida, Fabales, Fabaceae. The record is from RefSeq and is a predicted model, not a curated record. Bases 105 to 887 code for a protein of 260 amino acids. Gene Ontology annotation, cellular component: extracellular region. Gene Ontology annotation, biological process: plant-type cell wall organization. The transcript has 3 exons.